Molecule: messenger RNA, 1577 nt
Organism: Hyaloscypha bicolor E
Lineage: Eukaryota; Fungi; Ascomycota; Leotiomycetes; Helotiales; Hyaloscyphaceae
Exons: 1
Coding region: 288-1184 (298 amino acids)
Source: RefSeq, a predicted model, not a curated record
ACUUCGAUUCAGGUCCUCGGUGCUUCCAAAGCGGAAGGAGCUGUUGAGUUCAUCGAUUGGGCUAGACCCGAUGCGCUCAGGGUCCUCCUUCCGAUGUAUUCUUGCUCUCUCCAAGACUUUCGAAGUCAAUGGGGAUGAAGUUUUACCUCCCUCUCCCACCACUCCUAAGUAACCCAGCCCCUAUUCCUACCAGUUCCCUAUGAAGUUCCUAUCUUUCGCCUGGGUAUUCCAACCAAUCUUCUGGAUCGCUCAUUGGAGUUCUCGGCGUCGAUAUCCCGUCAGAAAAGAUGAAAGACCACAAUGGUAGUAGCAGUUGUCUUGUGGGCUGCCGUUCGCAAACCAUAGAGGGUCCAACCCAACCCGAGAGUCUAGAUCCCGAAAUUAUUUCUUAUUUCCUCGUACCCGGAACCUCCAACCACCAAGAUAGCGAAACGGUUUCCGCUCCCCAACAAGACGGCGGUACGCAAGAUAACGAAACUGUUUCCACUUUUCGCCAAAAACGAGUUGGACGACAUUUUAGACACCGGUCAAGCGAAAAGUCGCCGAAGUCUCCGAAUUCUGCAAAGUCGGGAGACUCGAGACGUAGCAAGAUCAGCAAGCGUCGCUCCAUCGAUUCUUCACUGUCAGCUUCGAGCAGAUACCCGCGCAUAACGGAUUGGAGCGCAGGGGUGAGUGCUACGAGUCCGUCCUCGUUCGGGCCCCCUCAACGCAAUCCAGUUGAUCCUCCUCGGCCCCCAAAGCCGGGUUAUGAAUGGGUUUGGUUUCCAGAAGGAUACUGGGCUGAGCGAGAGAUACGCGGAUUCAUACCACCGAGCCAUGCGACGAAGCAGAAAUGGUGGAACAGAUUCAUUGGCCACAACAGCCAGAUAAUUCAGAAGAGUCAGAGCAUACCAAAGGCUGCAAACGAGGACAACGUGAACGACAGCAAAAUUCCUUCAUCUUUCAUCCCACAGAUCAAGAUUGGCAGCGUAUCAUUAAAGUCUAUAGCCCUGACUUCUCGGCGAACUUCUCGGCAUACUAGUGGCGAUUCCCAGAAGAGCAGCAAUCUUUGGCGUUUCAAUUUCAGCAAGCCAGGCAAUCAAGAGGCUACCGAAUCCGCCCAGCAGCGAGAGGGGCUAUACUGCCGGACAAAACGGAAUAUUGAAGCACGAUUCCGCAAAAUAGUAAGAGCCUGGCCCAUCUAGGCAUGGCACAGCUGACACCCAAAGUCUGUAGACAAGUUAUCCAUGAGCUCACUUGAAGGUCCUGGCACAUUGGCCUCGCGCACAACGAUUCUUCUCCACGGAGCAAGCAACUAUUUCGAUCUCACGCAACGUCGAUCGAAUCGCCAUGCGGAAAUAUCACCAAGCCAUUCCUUAGGCAGCAGAUCUCGUCCACGAUUAGGAAUUGCUCCCUGGCACCGCAGACAUUCACAUGAUUCCGUACUUUCUGUUUCGAGCUCUGUGCGCAGCUUGUUGCUAGGUAAGACACCUAUCGCUACGCCAACACCUGAAAAGCAUUAUGUAGGCCCCGAUGGAAAGACUUACCCCACAGGUAUUUUAGCUGCGCAAAUGCUGAAGAACAUGAAGCUCAUCUCU